AUGGGCACGGAGCGGGGCAGGCUGGGCAGCCUGACCGUGUUCAGCAAGGAGGAUUUUGAGGAUGAGUGGCUGCGAGUGGCCAGCGGGGGCUUUGGCCACGUGUACCAGGUGAAGCACAGGAGGUGGAGGACGGUCUAUGCCGUGAAGUGCUCCCCGUACCUGCUGCAGGACUCCAGCGUGGACAGGACCAGCAUGAACUGUCUAAUGGAGGAGGCCAGCAAGAUGGAGAAAAUCAAAUUCCAGCACAUUGUCACCAUCUACGGGGUGUGCAACAGCCCCCUGGGGAUAGUGAUGGAGUACAUGGCCAGGGGCUCCUUGGAGAGAAUCCUCCCCACCCACAGAAUGUCCUGGCAGCUGAAAUUCAGGGUGAUCCAUGAGAUGGGCUUGGCCAUGAAUUUCCUGCACAGCAUGAGCCCUCCCCUGCUGCACUUGGAUCUGAAGCCAGGGAAUGUCCUCCUGGAUGGGAACAUGCACGUCAAGAUCUCCGACUUUGGGCUGUCCAAGUGGAUGGAGCAGUCCAGCAGGAUGCAGUACAUCGAGAGCUCAGCUCUGAGGGGCACCCUGAGCUACAUCCCCCCCGAAAUGUUCCUGCAGAACAGCAAACCCCCGGGGAUCAAGUACGAUGUGUACAGCUUCGGCAUCGUCAUCUGGGAGGUGCUCAUGCAGAAAAAGCCUUACACAGGGGCCAACAUGAUGGCCAUCAUCGUGAAGGUGGCAGCGGGGAAGAGGCCAGGGCUGGAGCUCAUCAGGGACGACUGGCCCGGGGAGUGCCACCAGAUGGUGGACCUGAUGAAGAGGUGCUGGGACCAGGACCCCAAGCAAAGGCCCAGCUUUGCAGAUAUCCCUGUGGAGACAGACGUGCUGCUGGCUCUGAUCCAGAGCCUGGUGCAGGACCCGGAGAACGAGCGCCUGGUCAGGAAGAUGUCCCACAAACCGGCCCUCUCCAGGAGCCAGCAGGGUGACAAAGAGGAGUUCACCUUCCCUCGAGACACCAGAAGUGGGGGAAAGGACCCGCAGGAGGUUCCUCUCCCACCUCCACAGGGGGAGGCGGGCAGCCCCGAGGAGCUGUGCCCCGAGGAGCUGGGCAGGGUGCAGGAGAACGGCCUGACCCCGCUGCACCUGCUGGUGCUGCAGGGCCACGCGGCCAAGGUGCGCUCGCUGCUGGGCCGCGGGGCCGGCACCAACGCGGCGGCGGGCGGUGGCUGCACCCCGCUGCUGCUGGCCGUGCAGCGCCGGCUCCCCGACAUCUGCGCCCUCCUCAUCGAGCACGGCGCCGACGUGGACGCGGCCGACGAGGACGGCUGGAGCCCACUGCACUUCGCGGCCCAGCACGGCGACGACCGCACGGCGCGGCUGCUACUGGACCACCGGGCCCGCGCCGACGCCCAGGAGCGCGACGGGUGGACCCCGCUGCACCUGGCGGCCCAGAACAACUUUGAGAACGUGGCGCGGGUGCUGCUGUCCCGCCAGGCCGACCCCAACGCGCAGGAGGUGGACGGCAAGACCGCCCUGCACGUGGCCGCGGGCUUCGGGCACGUCGGCCUGGUCAAGCUGCUGGCCAGCCAGGGGGCCGACCUGGAGAGGAAGCAGAAGAACCUCAGGACGCCGCUGCACGUGGCCGUGGAGAGGGGCAAGUUCAGGGUGGUGCAGUACCUGCUGAAGAACGGCAUCUCCGUCAACAGCCUGGACCAGAACCACUACAGCGCCCUGCACCUGGCCGUGGCCAGGGGCAAGUACCUGAUCUGUGAGAAACUCAUCAAGUACGGGGCCAACGUGGAGCUGAGGACGGACAAAGGCUGGACCCCCCUGCACCUGGCCUCCUUCAAGGGGCACAUCGAGAUCAUCCGGCUGCUGAAGGGCAGCCGCGCCCGGCUGGACGCCAAGGGCGGCAUGGACUGGACGCCGCUGCACCUGGCCACGCGCUACGGGGACGAGCCCGUGGUCAGCGAGCUGCUGCGCUGCGGGGCCGACCCCAACACGGCCGAGAGGUCCCGCUGGGCCCCCCUGCACUUCGCCGUGCUCAGGGGCUCCUUCCUCAGCGUCAUCAACCUCCUGGAGUGCCGGGCCGACGUCAACGCCAGGAACAAGGUGGGCCGGACCCCGCUGCACCUGGCCGUGCUCAAGGGCAACAUGGCCAUCGUCAAGACCCUGCUGAAGGCGGGGGCCCUGCUGGACGUGGAGGACAUCACGGGGUGCACGGCCCUGCAGCUGGCCGUGAGGCACCAGCGGGAGAACAUCAUCACCCUGCUCCAGGGCAAGGAGGGGAGCAAAGCUGGCAACAGGACUCUGAACGAGGUGAAGAUCCCCAGGCUUAUCCCAGGAAGGACAGAUCUGUAA
Agelaius phoeniceus (red-winged blackbird) is the source of this 2337-nucleotide messenger RNA. It is a transcript of the gene ANKK1, whose product is annotated as ankyrin repeat and kinase domain containing 1. Gene Ontology annotation, biological process: protein phosphorylation. NCBI's taxonomy places the organism in Eukaryota, Metazoa, Chordata, Aves, Passeriformes, Icteridae. Gene Ontology annotation, molecular function: ATP binding; protein binding; protein kinase activity. The record is from RefSeq and is a predicted model, not a curated record.